Messenger RNA from Triticum aestivum (bread wheat), 1308 nucleotides. RefSeq lists its product as uncharacterized. NCBI's taxonomy places the organism in Eukaryota, Viridiplantae, Streptophyta, Magnoliopsida, Poales, Poaceae. The record is from RefSeq and is a predicted model, not a curated record. The transcript has a single exon. Bases 168 to 1205 code for a protein of 345 amino acids.
GUUUUGACUUGCGUCUCUUUUCCAUCUGGAAUCGGGGAAAGCCCAGCCCCCUAUAUAUAUAUACGUCACGCGACGCCCUGUUCUCGACAGAUCCGUGGUUGGAGAGCCUUGUGCCGCUUGUCGUCGUCAACCAGUAAACGAAGCGAUCUAGCCUUACGACCCAGGCCAUGGCUGACUUGGACUUGUCUACGCCUCUGUUGUCAGCGAUGGAUUUGGCCGAGGAGUCCAACGUGUCCGCGGCUUUCCCGCUGCUGGUGCUUGAGCCGCCGCCAGAUUCAGAUCGUUCGUCGUACAAGGUCUUCAGCUUGCCGGACCAGAAGCUUGAAGAUGUCACUCCGUUCGUGUCGAGCAACAAAGCAUUCUUGGAGACGCCGCAGGGCUGGGUAUUGGUCCUGAGCUCCUCCGAUUCCUCGUCAGAAGACGCAGGGACCCAUCUCCUGAACCCUAAAGACGGAUCAAGAAUCGAGCUUCCGACUCUCAAAGACGACGAGGUCCCAUGGACGUGCAGGUGCGUCUUGUCCAACGUCGUGGUAGCGCCUGGCUGCAGCGUCCUAGUCUUCGACCAUGCGAGCCCGGUGAUGUGGUUCUGCCGCGUCGGCCAGGAUCUCCGGUGGUCGCGCCACGGCUACGACAUUGGCUGCUUGGACAUCGCGGGCUCUCCUCCCACAAAGAGACACUUCGUCGACGUUGCCGCCGUUAAUGGGAGGUUCUUCUUCUGCGAGUCCAAUGACUCUCUCGGCACGCUCGACUUCCACGCCAACGACGCCUCGGAGAAGCCGGAGGUGCGGCUGGGCGCCAUCGCCGUGCCCUGCGUCCACGUCCCGACGGGCUUUACGGCCACGUACGUCGUCGAGUCCUGCAACGACCUGUUCCUCGUCCAUAUCGCCUUCCACGGAUUAUGCGUCGACCGACCAGGGGAGCUCCGCGUCUAUCGGAUGGAUUUCUCGGAGCCGCCGGCUUGGCGCAAGACGGACUGCAUCGGGGAUCGGGCUUUCAUCCUCGGUAAAUCCAAUUUUGCAGCGUCCUGCUCUGCCAGCGGAUGUGGACUCAAGCCCAACUGCGUCUACUGGUUGAAUUGCCUCAGCUCAGAGAACAGUGAUCUGCAUGUCUUCGGCCUGAAGGACGGCUCAUCAGAAAUUGUCAAGCAGUUUGAGAAUGUCGUGGGUCUCCGGAAAUCCUGGUGGAUCGUCCCUGUCGUUUCAUAGUCGCUGCAAUUUUCCAUCAUCUUUUUUUUCUCUGUUCAUGUUGGUCAUUUUUUGUUAUUAUUCUGUAAAAGUCUCCGCUGAAAUAGAAUGUGUUUUUUGUUUA